Molecule: messenger RNA, 291 nt
Organism: Acaulospora morrowiae
Lineage: Eukaryota; Fungi; Glomeromycota; Glomeromycetes; Diversisporales; Acaulosporaceae
Source: the annotation of a GenBank genome assembly
CGUGAAGCCAACCAAGAGAAACGUGAUGCCGAACCAUACUACUACUACAAGCGUGAAGCCAACCAAGAGAAGCGUGAUGCCGAACCAUACUACUACUACAAGCGUGAAGCCAACCAAGAGAAACGUGAUGCCGAACCAUACUACUACUACAAGCGCGAAGCCAACGAAGAGAAGCGUGAUGCCGAACCAUACUACUACUACAAGCGAGAAGCCAACGAAGAGAAGCGUGAUGCCGAAGCCAGCCCUUACUACUACUACAAACGUGACGCUUCUCCCUACUAUUAUUACUAA